Durotheca rogersii is the source of this 1103-nucleotide messenger RNA. RefSeq names its product nuclear movement protein. Gene Ontology annotation, cellular component: cytoplasm. Gene Ontology annotation, biological process: protein folding. The transcript has 3 exons. NCBI's taxonomy places the organism in Eukaryota, Fungi, Ascomycota, Sordariomycetes, Xylariales, Xylariaceae. The record is from RefSeq and is a predicted model, not a curated record. The coding region runs from base 289 to 864 and encodes 191 amino acids.
AUAUCAGGUACCCACUACCUUCAAAGCCGAGCUGCAUUCAUGAGAGUUGACCGUCAAGGGUACCGCUCAAUGCUAUCGCCGGUACAUCCGGCUGCCAUACUGCCCCGCUAUCCAGUACAAUGUUGCCCCACCCUGCCUCGCCCUCCUUGCCUCGCCUCCCUCUUCACGUCGAGCUCCCCCGUAGGUACCCACUCGCCAUAACCCUCCUCCAGAAGAACCGCCAGACACGACGGAGAGCGAGUUGAACACACACCCACGGUCGACAACGACUACGCAUAGCACCCAGCCAUGGCUGACAACGAUCCCACCCCGGAGCAGGAGGCCGCCGCCCGCGCCAAGGAGGCCGCCGAGCAGGCCGCCCUGCCGUACACGUGGAACCAGACGAUCGGCGACCUCGACGUCGCCAUCGCCGUGCCGGCGGCGCUCAAGGCGCGCGACCUCGUCGUCGAGAUCAAGCGCCAGCACCUCAAGGCCGGCAUCAAGGGCCAGGACCCCAUCAUCGACGGCGACCUGCCGCACGCGGUGGACGUGUCGGGGUCGACGUGGACGCUGACGAGCGGGGCGGGCGCGGGCGCGGGCACGAAGACGCUGGAGAUCCACCUGGAGAAGGCGAACAAGCAGGAGUGGUGGGCGCACGUGACGACGGGGGCGCCGCGGAUCGACGUGACGCGGAUCGAGCCCGAGAGCAGCCGGCUCGGCGACCUCGACGGCGAGACGCGCGCCAUGGUCGAGAAGAUGAUGUACGACCAGCGCCAGAAGGAGCUCGGCCUGCCCACCUCCGACGACCAGCGCAAGGCCGACAUCCUCCGCAAGUUCCAGGACCAGCACCCCGAGCUCGACUUCUCCAACGCCAAGAUGAGCUAGCGCCCCGGGCCCCGGGCCCGACGCCUGGGAGAGAAGGGACGGCACGGGACGGGGCGGGACGGGGGCGAGAGGGGAUGGGGACGGUGGUGAGGGUUAUGUACCUACCUAUUACGUGUGGGAAGGGCAAGAGCGCGGUGGGAAAAGAAAGAAAUUACACAAAACGGAAAAGGUACCUGCGUCACACACCAAUGGACCGGCUGUAGUGCGUUAUGUGGGAGUUUGCUCAAGUCGACGGGGAG